AUGGCUUCGGCAGCGACGGCAACGCGCCAGGCUGGCCCUGGUGCUGCACCACCAUCUGCCGGCGCCUCCACUCUUGCCACUCCCGCUGCAGACUCUCCAGCCGUGGCACAGCCAGAACCAGAGCCAUGGGACGGUCUCGAUACUCGCAUCCUCACCGACCUGGCUCGUCGCGGUCUCAUGUCCACACUCGACACCAUCAAAGAGGCAAAGACGCUCAUGCUCGACCCUUCUCUUGCCGGUCCGCUCGGUCUCGUUGCCGACGUCUCGAGCCUCAAGCAGCACGGCGUCGAAAAGAUGUUCUGGCUCGAGCCCGCUUCAGCCGCCUUCGUCUCAAAGAACAACACCAACCAAUCCCAGGCGCAAUCCAAAGCUGGUCUCAAAACCGUCAAUGCACCCACAAAGUCGGUCGUCUACAUCUGUCGUCCGGAAAUCAAGUGGAUGAAAGCGAUAGCUGGUACGUCUUGA
Messenger RNA from Pseudozyma hubeiensis SY62, 465 nucleotides. RefSeq lists its product as hypothetical. NCBI's taxonomy places the organism in Eukaryota, Fungi, Basidiomycota, Ustilaginomycetes, Ustilaginales, Ustilaginaceae. The record is from RefSeq and is a predicted model, not a curated record. Gene Ontology annotation, biological process: vesicle-mediated transport. The transcript has a single exon. The coding region runs from base 1 to 465 and encodes 154 amino acids.